AUGUCAGCGUCGGCAUCGUCAAGACUGGAUCAACCAGACCACAGUCACAUGCCACGGAGGUUUGCACCUCUAAAUCCCGACCUCGGGAACAAGCAUGGCGCGCCGAAACUACGAGGUAUCGUCUUCGAUGUCGAUGGAACGUUAUGUCUCCCGCAGAACCACAUGUUCAAAGCCAUGCGGCAAGCUCUAGAUAUACCCAAAUCAACCGACAUCCUUGAUCACAUCAAGUCUCUCGCCUCCGACCCACCAGCUCAACAGCGCGCUAUCACAGCCGUCAAGGACAUCGAGCGCGAUGCCAUGACCGAGCAGACACCUCAACCUGGCCUGGAAGAACUGAUGACCUACCUCGACAAGCGGAGAGUUCCCAAAGCGCUCUGCACACGGAACUUCCUCGACCCAGUCCGACAUCUCCUCGAGACGUUCCUGCCAGACAUAAAAUUUGAGCCAAUCAUCACACGAGAGACUGAAGGCGUGCGGCCGAAACCCAGUCCAGAGGGGAUAUGGGUCUGUGCAAGGACUUGGGGGCUGGGUGGGGCGGAUGGUGUGAGGGAAGAAGAUGUGCUUGAGCGGGCGAAGAUGGAGUUGGGUGGUGGGCUCAUUAUGGUGGGAGACAGUAUUGACGAUCUAGUCGCUGGUAGGAGAGCGGGUGCGGCAACGGUGCUGUUGGUGAACGAGGAGAAUGGGCAUUUGAGGCAAAGGGAGGAGUGUGAUUUGGGGGUGGGGAGGUUAGAUGAGUUGGUGGAUGUGCUUGAGAAGGGCUUUGAAUGGCGGUGA
This is a messenger RNA of Cyphellophora attinorum, 774 nucleotides long. RefSeq lists its product as uncharacterized. NCBI's taxonomy places the organism in Eukaryota, Fungi, Ascomycota, Eurotiomycetes, Chaetothyriales, Cyphellophoraceae. The record is from RefSeq and is a predicted model, not a curated record. Bases 1 to 774 code for a protein of 257 amino acids. The transcript has a single exon.